AUGCCAUUAAUCUCUCGUAUUUAUUUGCCUUCUUGUUCAUUCUCCUCGUGUUUUCCUAUUCACUUCCCAAGUGUCACACUCUUAGACUUUUCUCUGUGGGACACUUUUCAGAGCGAAAAUAUAACCGCUGGUAACUAUCUGCAGAGCGAGAAUUCGGACGCCCUGUUUACCAUAAGGAACAGAAGAUUUGAUGUAUUUUUUUUUUUUUUACUGAUUAUAGUUUUCACAUUAUUAUCCAUUCUUGAUUUUCCGUCUAUUUUUGCUGCUUUUAUAUAUAAUUUUAUUUCUGUUAUUUUUCUUGUUUUUCCAUGUCCGAUACGUGCAAAAUUUUUCAUUCUUUCACUUUUUAAGUUGUCAAAAUUUUUUCGGAUUUUCUUUCUUUUUCUUUUUUUCUUUUUCUUUCUUUCUUUUUCUUUCUUUCUUUUUCUUUCUUUCUUUCGAGUUUUCUUUUUACUCAACUAUUAA
Molecule: messenger RNA, 465 nt
Organism: Acanthosepion pharaonis
Lineage: Eukaryota; Metazoa; Mollusca; Cephalopoda; Sepiida; Sepiidae
Source: the annotation of a GenBank genome assembly